Molecule: messenger RNA, 837 nt
Organism: Uranotaenia lowii
Lineage: Eukaryota; Metazoa; Arthropoda; Insecta; Diptera; Culicidae
Exons: 1
Coding region: 1-837 (278 amino acids)
Molecular function (GO): nucleic acid binding; zinc ion binding
Source: RefSeq, a predicted model, not a curated record
AUGGUAACGAUUGGAGAAGAUGCCGACAAAUUCGCAUUUCUCUCCAAGUGCCUUGAGCAUUGCGCGGCAGCAAGAAAUUCAAUCGAAGCGCUCGAAAGCUCUGGCACUAGCUUCGCCGAUGCGUGGGCGAAAUUGGAGACGCGCUUUUACAAAAAGCGAAUUGCGUACGAAGGAUACUUCGUAAAACUGAUCAAAUUUAAAAAAAUAAAUGUGCCAUGCGCUAAGUCCAUCAUGAGCCUCAUCGAUGCCGUGGACACUACAGUUCACGCUGCAAAGCAGAUACAAAAGGAUAAAACAGCGACACUGGACUGUGUUGCGAAUGGAAUGCUAGUAAGUCUAGCAAAAUCCCGUCUGGAUUCGGAAACCGCAUCCAGGCUGGAGGAGAGAUUAGACAUACAUCGUGUCUACACUUGGACAGAAUUCAAGGAAGAGUUGGAGAAGCGAGCCAACCAAUUAGCGUGCCGAACCGAUAUCGACGAAUCGAAAUCGCGCAACACCAAGACGGUAGCAGCAGCUGCCAUCACCCAACCCCAGCGUAGGGAAAUCAAAACGCAACCGCAAUCCUGUUUCGCGUGCAAUGAGAAAGGGCACGCGAUCUGGCACUGCACCGAAUUCAAAGCGCUGCCUGUACCGCAAAGAUGGGAUAGGACCAAAAGAGCCGGUCGGUGUUUCAAUUGUUUGUCUUGGGGACACUCCGUCCAAAAGUGUUCAUCCAAAAAGCGGUGUUCAGAAUGCGGAGAAGCACACCACACAUUGCUACAUCCAGUGGAUGCGGUUCCAGAGAAGAAGCCGGCGGCUGACCCAGCCGUUGUGGCCUCAACCAGCAGUAACAACUGA